This is a messenger RNA of Rhinichthys klamathensis goyatoka, 887 nucleotides long. RefSeq names its product glutathione S-transferase zeta 1 (gene gstz1). NCBI's taxonomy places the organism in Eukaryota, Metazoa, Chordata, Actinopteri, Cypriniformes, Leuciscidae. Gene Ontology annotation, biological process: L-phenylalanine catabolic process; glutathione metabolic process. Gene Ontology annotation, molecular function: maleylacetoacetate isomerase activity; glutathione transferase activity. The record is from RefSeq and is a predicted model, not a curated record. Gene Ontology annotation, cellular component: mitochondrion; cytoplasm. The transcript is spliced from 9 exons. Bases 182 to 835 code for a protein of 217 amino acids.
GAGAGAUGAUAGACAUCUAAACGCACACACAUUUCCAGAUGUCUUCCGAAGUCCAGUGAAGUUGCUGCUUAGUCACAAAAGCCUCAGCCAGGAGGAGGAUUUUUGGUGCUGCAUCUCAUUGGUUGACCAAGUAGUAGUAGUUUUUUUUCUUGUGUAGUUUCAGUAGUUGCAGAACAGAUAUAUGAAUACCAUGGAGACACAAGCGAAGCCUGUUCUUUAUGGAUACUAUAGGAGUUCUUGCUCUUGGAGAGUCCGGAUAGCGUUUGCGUUGAAAGGCAUUGAAUAUGAGCAGAAACCAGUAAAUCUCAUCAAGGAUGGCGGGCAACAGCUCACAGAUCAGUUUAAGGCAAUAAAUCCAAUGAAGCAAGUCCCUGCAGUCACCAUCGAUGGCAUCACCUUGUCUCAGUCGUUGGCCAUUAUCCAGUACAUCGAGGAAACUCGGCCACAGCCCCGCCUCCUGCCUGCAGACCCAAAACAGCGAGCUCACGUCCGCAUCAUUUGUGACAUCAUCGCAUCAGGGAUCCAGCCCCUCCAGAAUCUGUACGUGAUUCAGAAGAUUGGAGCAGAGAAGGUACAGUGGGCUCAACAUUUCAUCAACCGAGGAUUCGAGGCUCUGGAGCCUAUCCUGAAGCAGACAGCAGGAAAAUACUGUGUGGGGGAUGAGAUAUCCAUGGCAGAUAUUUGUCUUGUGCCUCAAGUCUACAACGCUGAAAGGUUCAAGGUGGAUAUGUCCCAGUUCCCUACUAUCAGACGAUUGAACCAGACCUUAAUCGAGAUCGAUGCUUUCGAAGUCAGUCAUCCAUCACAUCAACCUGAUACGCCUGAUGAUUUGUAGGCAUAACUUUCUAAUGAUCCAUAAUGAAAUCAAUAAAUCGCUUUGAUGAACA